AUGUCCAUGAUGAGCAGCGAAGCAGAAACCCCCGAUCCCGUCGACGGCCAACAUGAAGACGAUCAGCCCGAAACUGACCUCGACGAGGAUGCCGUCAAUGAUACCACCAUGCACGACGACGAAGGUGAUACCUCACAAGCAUUUCAACCCAAUGGCAAGCCCUACGCGGUCCCGGACGAAGCUACAGACUACAGUGUUUUCUCCAACCCUCCCGACUUGGUUGCCAUGCGCCAUCGAAUCUUCGCUGUCGAGGAGCCUAUCGAGCUUCCCGCCGCCGACUUCGACACCUACUUCUUGUUUGUUGACAAUGUUUGGCGCAAGAUGCGUACUACCGAACCCCAACCUGAAGGCAGUCCCCGUGUCGACUACUAUGCCUGCAGACUGCGACGCGGCAACAAUCAGAAAACUCACCUGCCUCGACCGACCCCAGAGGGCAAGCAGUCGCGCAAGAAGAGAGUCAAGGAGGAGAAAACGUGUGGCAUGACCAUGAAAGUGGUAUACAACCCUGGCUCACCCGAAACUUGCACAAUCUCUCGAGCUGUCGACACCUUCCAGAAGCAUUCCCACGACCUUGAUUACAUCGAUGCCACCAAGCGCAACACGGGUAUCAUGGACACUGCGCGCCGGGAGGCAACAAAGGGCUUUUUACCUGCCUCCAUAUUCUGGAAGAUGUGGGAAGAACCAGAAAAGAUGCAUGCAGCAGGUGGUAAAUUUAUGAAGGUGUCAGAUGUCCGCAAUGUUCAAUAUGCCUGGCGACAAGAGAAUCAACAGAUGGUUCUCAAGGCCCAUACUGGUUUCAAUGCCACUCGUGCUCCGCGCCAACGACAGCCAACCCCGACCAAACCUUUCCCACCCGCUAUGCAGCCUGGCCUCUUCGGUCGACUGGAACCUUCCAAGCCUGAGCUCCCAACUCCUCCACGCCAACCAGCGCCCUUGGACACCUUGCAGUAUCCCGACCAUGCCAGAGGCUUCCUUGAGCCAUAUAUCCCCAACCCAACGCUUGCGGCAAGUCGUCUUCGUCCUCAUGUCACCUUGACAUGGGCCAGCAGUCUCGACAGUCGCAUAUCGUUGCUUCCUGGCUUGCAAACCAUCAUCUCAGGACCCGAAACCAAAGCCAUGACUCAUUAUCUUCGAAGCCGGCACGAUGCGAUUUUGGUCGGCGUUUCCACUGCUAUAGCAGAUGACCCGGCUUUGAAUUGCCGCCUGGCACUGCCAGCAAACUAUGCCGGAGUUGCCUGGGAAUUUCAGCCUCGCCCCAUCAUCAUUGACCCCUCUGCACGACUUCAUGUACGGCCUGAGAUGAAAUUACUGAAGAAUGCCACGGAGGGCAAAGGCAAAGCACCGUGGAUCGUGGUGGCGCCCGGUGCUAUGCUCCACCCCCAAGCAGUCACCACUCUCAAGGCCCAUGGGGGAGAGUACCUGAUGAUCAACGACUAUCAUCCUCAGACUGGAGGGCUGAAUUGGGAAGGAAUAUUCAACGUACUGUACCGAGAAGGAAUCAAAAGCAUCAUGAUCGAAGGCGGCGGUGUAGUCAUCUCCGAACUGCUCAAGUUGAAUUAUGCCCACUUGAUCGAUUCAGUUAUUCUGACGAUCGCGCCAGCUUUCUUUGGGAAGGCAGGAGUUCCAGUGGCCCCAGACCCAACCUUUGACCCCACAGGCAAGCCUAUUGCUACGAGAUUGAAGAAUACCCGCUGGCAGCCAAUGGGAGAGGUCGACGUCGUUCUAUGUGCUCACAUGGUCCAAGAUCGGCCUACGAAUGGCAUUCUGCCUGGAAUUGAAGAAUUCUCCCAAGCGAUGCCUGGUGGGGAGCCACAACGUACACCUUUGAAACAGCCAUUACCUACCCAACCAAAUGCAGCAUCCCCUUCACAGCCUCCAGCGCAGCCGCAGCUUCCUCCACAGUCACACACACCGUCACAAAUUCUAGCCCAACCUCAACCGUCUGCAUCAGGUCAGCCGCAGCCGCAGCCGCAACCAUCUCCCGUUGCAGCGCCUCCAGCACCAAGUUGA
Exophiala bonariae is the source of this 2010-nucleotide messenger RNA. RefSeq lists its product as uncharacterized. The transcript has a single exon. Gene Ontology annotation, biological process: riboflavin biosynthetic process. Gene Ontology annotation, molecular function: 5-amino-6-(5-phosphoribosylamino)uracil reductase activity. The record is from RefSeq and is a predicted model, not a curated record. Bases 1 to 2010 code for a protein of 669 amino acids. Lineage: Eukaryota; Fungi; Ascomycota; Eurotiomycetes; Chaetothyriales; Herpotrichiellaceae.